AUGGACCCUGAGAAAGACGGACGGACGGACGGACGCAGUUUCGGGGCUCAGCCAGCAGGUGGCAGCGCAGCACCCCGGGAUUUUAGGAGAAACGAAAAAGGGGAAGAGGCCGAGGAGACCCCGCCCCGGACGGACGCCCCACCCAGACGGACGCACAGACGGACAGACGGACGGACGGACGGACGGACGCAGCUGCCAGAUUCACCCCCCGGCCAGACGGACACACAGAUGUGCAAAUGUCCUGCGGGACCCCUGUGUUACUGCCAGUUCGGAUUUCUACCUCUCCACCGAAGCCCCAGGUUCGAGGUCUUCAUGGCGGACGCCAAGAAGACGGUGAUCGGAGGCCUGGUCUACCCCAACCCUGGUCUCCCCGACUCCGCAGCCACCAACCUCUCCUGCCAGGUGUUCGAGUCCCGGGCCCUGAACUGCUCUUGGACUCCAGGUCACAGUGCUCCCCCAGACACGGAGUACUCCCUCUUUCUGACCUUCUCCAGAAACCACCAGGCCCAGGUCUGUCCGUGUGUCCCCCGUGACUCGAUGGGCCCCUGGGCCUGCCACCUGGCCCCCCUGCCCCACGCCACCACGCGCCUGUACAUCAGGAUCGAGGGUUCGAGCCCCACGGCUGCCGUCCGCUUCUACGACGCCGUGUUCAAGACCAGAGAGCUGGAAAGGUUCGACCCGCCGGAUAACAUCACUGUGACCUGUGACCCCGCCCGCUGCACCAUUGCCUGGACCCGGCCUCGAACCUGGCAGAACCUGAAAGACCCUGACUUCCAUUACCAGCUGAGCCUGACCCGG
Molecule: messenger RNA, 798 nt
Organism: Dipodomys ordii (Ord's kangaroo rat)
Lineage: Eukaryota; Metazoa; Chordata; Mammalia; Rodentia; Heteromyidae
Product: granulocyte-macrophage colony-stimulating factor receptor subunit alpha-like
Exons: 6
Cellular component (GO): membrane
Molecular function (GO): protein binding; cytokine receptor activity
Source: RefSeq, a predicted model, not a curated record